AUGGCCAUCCUCAUGCUUGCGGUGGUACUCGCUAAAGUCCUAUACGGAGCUGGGGCUUGGGUGGUACUCAUUGAAGUCGUACAUGGAGCCGGUGGUACUCAUUGGAGUCAUAUACGGAGCUUGCAUCUUACAGUGACUACCAGUGAUAAAUUGGAGAAAGAUCGACUCGACGAUGACUUCCUCAUACCUCUUGAGUUUUCGGCUCUUCCAGAUUUCCACAACAAUAUAACAUUGUCGGCUAAUCGGCUUCCAUGGUUCCAUCGUCCACCGCCCAACAUCAUCAUCGACUUCCAAAAUCCAGACUUCCAUUAUCGUCCUUGUCCACCAGCACAAGACCACCACACAAUCACCAUUAACAACACUAUGAGACUUCUUUUCAUCCUAUCUUUCUUAACUUUACUCUCCUCCGCCCACCCCACUAAAAGAAGAAUUCUCCACCAGCCACUAUUUCCGGUCAGUUCGGAACCAUCACCAGAUAACCCAUUCCCACCUCCACCACCGCCUAUCACCACCACCAUCACCACCCCUGACCAGCCUUUCUUUAAUGAAAACCCAAAUGGGCAGACCCCGGAUCAGCCCCAAUUGCAGCCACCACCAACGCCACCACUGGUGGUGGGGGCUGAUACCAGUAAUAACUCCAUAUCACACCCCAUUGCCCCACAGCCAGCCACCAAACCUGCCAAGAAAAUAGCAGUUGCAAUUUCGGUUGCAAUUGUGACUCUAGGAAUGCUGUCAGCAUUAGCAUUCUACAUCUAUAAACACAAGUCUAAACAUCCAGGUGAAUCCCAAAAGCUUGUGAGAGGACCAAAUUCACAAAGAAAUAAUGAAGAUAACAUGCCACCAUCCACUUUUCUCUACAUUGGGACUGUUGAGCCAUCAAGAUCCGUCGGUGAAACCACCAAUGCUCCACAAAAUGUAUCACCUUAUCAUAAAUUGGGAUCAGUUAAAACAUCAGACCGAUAUAGGCCAAGUCCUGACCUUCAGCCACUUCCACCGUUGACUAAACCCCAGCCACCACCAACCAUCACUUCUCCACCGGCCAUGUCUUCUUCAUCUGACGAAGAAAGCCACGAUUUUUACACCCCUCAUGGAUCAAUUGCAAGCACUGAGGAAGGGAAUUCGAUUUCCAGAUCAAAACAGAGUCGUUCAAGCGAUAAUAACUCUAGCUUGAUGAUCCAACAAAGAAGCAAAGCACGCUCUACAAGUCCCAUUCCUCAUUCCAAGAGAACUUCACCAAGGUCAAGGCUUUCGGUUUCUUCUUCCCCAGAUACAAAACAUACUACCUCAUCAUCACAAAAGCUGCCUUCCGCUACUCCGCAGCCACCACCAGCUCCACCACCACGGCCGCUACUAGCUCCUCCAUCACUGGAGUAUAGUCAGCCAUUAGCAAUAACAUAUGGUCCCAGAAGAACAAAAUUCGCAGCACCGCCUCCGGUAGACAUGAUGAGUUUGAAUUCAGUAUAUAAUCAAUCUCAACAAAAGCUUAAACCCCCUGUUCCACCACCACCGCCGCCGCCGCCGCCGCCUCCUCCCCCAGCUUUACCAACACCACAAAAGAUGGGAAUUUCUCCGGCGAAGGCCAUCUCAGUGGCUUGCGCUCAACAAGUGGCAAAGCUGGAAUCAAGGAGUCCUAGUCCUAGAGUAACUCCUGGAAUUGUUAAGGGAAAGCCAUUGGAGGAAGUAAACAACAACGGUAUUGAAGCUCAUGAUGCAGGUGGGUUAAAACCAAAGCUGAAGCCUCUACACUGGGACAAAGUACGUGCAACCUCGGAUAGAGCAACUGUAUGGGACCAGCUAAAAUCAAGCUCCUUCCAACUAAAUGAAGACAUGAUGGAGUCCCUUUUUGGAAGUAAUUCUGCUGGUCCAGCAAAAAAAGAAGAAAUUCGAAAAUCAGUUCUACCUCCAAUUGAAAAGGAGAACAGAGUUUUGGAUCCAAAAAAGUCACAGAACAUAGCCAUACUACUAAGAGCAUUGAAUGUAACAAGGGAUGAGGUAUCUGAAGCACUUCUAGAUGGAAAUCCAGAAGGCUUAGGUGCGGAGCUCUUGGAAACACUGGUAAAGAUGGCUCCAACCAAGGAAGAAGAGAUAAAACUUAGAGACUAUAGAGGUGACAUGUCAAAAUUAGGCUCCGCAGAAAGAUUCCUAAAGGCAAUCCUAGAUAUACCAUUCGCAUUUAAAAGAGCGGAGGCCAUGCUUUACAGAGCAAACUUUGAAAAUGAAAUCAAAUACCUGAGGACUUCUUUUUCAACAUUAGAGGAAGCAAGUGAGGAACUAAAGAAUAGUCGGCUUUUCCUCAAACUCCUUGAGGCUGUUUUACGGACGGGUAAUCGCAUGAAUGUUGGCACAAAUCGUGGUGAGGCUACAGCUUUCAAACUUGAUACACUCUUAAAACUUGUAGACAUAAAGGGGACAGAUGGGAAAACUACCUUGCUUCACUUUGUAGUCCAAGAGAUUAUCAGGUCCGAAGGCACAGACCCUGAUGCUAAGAACAAUGUUAUUUCCACUACAAUGAAUCCCGGAUUCAAUGAAGGACAUUUUAAGAAGCAAGGGUUGCAGGUUGUUGGUGGGCUGAGCAGAGAAUUAAGUAAUGUCAAGAAAGCAGCAGGAAUGGACUCGGAUGUUUUGAGUGGCUAUGUGGCAAAACUUGAAAUGGGGCUUCAAAAAAUUAGAUUGGCAGGUUAUGAGAAGCCAGACAUGCAAGGAAAUUUCUUCGAUUCAAUGAAAAUAUUUCUUAAACAAGCAGAAGUAGAAAUUGCAAAGAUCAAGAUCGAUGAAAGAAAGGCCUUGGCAUCUGUUAGAGAUGUAACAGAGUAUUUCCAUGGUGACACGGCAAGAGAGGGGGCCCAACCUUUCAGAAUCUUCAUGAUUGUAAGGGAUUUUCUACGCAUACUGGAUCAUGUGUGCAAGGAGGUCGGCCAAAUGCAGGAUAGAACUACGGUAGGUUCAGCAAGAUCAUUCAGGAUUCCUGCCACUGCAUCAUUACCGGUCCUAAGCAGAUACAAUGUGCAUGAUAGUACAAGUUCUGAUGAUGAAAGCUCAUACUCCUCUCCAUGAGACUCUGAUAUGCACCAGAACAUUAGGGCUCAACUUUGUUACAAGCACAUGAAGAGCAUGACAAGAUCAAAAUCAGAAAUGCAUCUUACUUGUACAAAAAUAAGUGCAUCUCCUUUGGACAAAGAGAAGAUCAGAAGUUGAUAAGAAAACAGCUAGACAAUCUGCAUUCCAAACAGCCAACAAGAAGGUCAAGAAAACAAUGAUGAUAAUGAUGGAUAUGUGGACUUAGGGCUUCAUCCAACUACCAGAAGAAGGUAGUGGAAACUCAUGGAUCUUCUAACGUGGUAUAGAAUACAAAUUGAAGUAGUCUUGUUAGCUUACAUACAUUCUAAAAAAAAUAAAGAUUUAUUAGUUUAAAUUUUAGUAGACCAUUAUUUUUCUUUGCAUUGAGUUUUUCAACUUCUUAAUAUUUUUUAUCCUUUUUGGGGAUCAAUAUACUGAAUCUU
Messenger RNA from Cynara cardunculus var. scolymus (artichoke), 3500 nucleotides. RefSeq names its product formin-like protein 6. The record is from RefSeq and is a predicted model, not a curated record. Gene Ontology annotation, molecular function: actin filament binding. Lineage: Eukaryota; Viridiplantae; Streptophyta; Magnoliopsida; Asterales; Asteraceae. Gene Ontology annotation, biological process: actin cytoskeleton organization; actin nucleation. The transcript has 7 exons. The coding region runs from base 1 to 3054 and encodes 1017 amino acids.